Messenger RNA from Paramuricea clavata, 1467 nucleotides. NCBI's taxonomy places the organism in Eukaryota, Metazoa, Cnidaria, Anthozoa, Malacalcyonacea, Plexauridae. The record is from the annotation of a GenBank genome assembly.
AUGCCUUUUUAUCCCAUGACCAUUCCAUCCGUGUCUCCGAUUUUGGGAAGUCAAGAGGACUCUGAAAGAUUUGUGGACACUGAUGUAUCCCUUAAUCAAAGGUAUUUUAAUAGCCAUAUUUGACAAUUCAUGAAUUCAAAGGGUUGCAUUACUAGUGACACAAUCAUGAUAGCAACAGUGCUUUGUCAUGUCAUGAGGAAAAAGUGGGGGGGGGGGUGGGGGCUGAAAUAAAAAUAAAUGCCAGAAAAGCACUAGUUGAUAAAGUAAGAGCAAUAAUUAAGGUAAGGGAAAAAAGUGGGGGAAGGGGCAAUGGCCUUCCUCUUGCCCCUCUGCUCAACAGUACCUGGUAUAGGUUUUAUUCCAAAACCCACAGAAAUCAGUUUCUCACAUGUACUGCAUGUAUAUACUUAUAGUAAAACUUAUUUUUAUUAAAUACAGCUCAUCUAUUGACCUGUGUAAAGGCAAUACAUUUAUGUUUACCGAUGACGAGGGAGAAAUUACUGAUGACAACAGUUCAUAGGAAGAUAUCAGGUAUGUUUUAGUUCAAUGCCCUCAGAAGUUACAUUUAUUAUGGUAUAAUUAAGGUAACAUAUGAUGUUUGUUUGGGAUGUUACUCUGAUUGUAUAUCCACACUGGGCAAGCCUGAAAAAUAUGCCUGUGUGUGGUUUGAUUUCCACAGUGGAAAUCAAACCUACAACCUGUGGAAUACUAGCCCAAUGCUCUGCCAACUGAUCUAUGUGGUCAGGUUGGUUCGGGUAUGUCAUAUUUUGAGACUCAAUUCCGAGUAACAUCACAAACUUUAUAUGCACCUGAGUACAUAACACCAACACAGCAAAAAUUAACGUAACAUAUAUUUUUACAGCUUACAUGACCUUACAAAGUCAAUUCUGGAAGAAUUGAAUGCUGAACAAGAGGACAUGACAAGACAAAGUGACUCUGAGUAAGUUGUUAUAUAUGUUUAAUUUAAUCUCCAUUCAAGGAAUGCUAUGUAGUAAUAGAGUAUCUGUCAUAAUCAGUGGUUUUAACUCUAAAGAUAUGUUUCUGUAUAAAUUACUGCACCACAACAAUAAUUUUUGCAGUGUUAAAUCUAAAAUAUAUUUUAUUAAUAGUGUCAUGAAUGAAAUUAGUGAUGAUGAAAGUGUUGGGCUAGAGGAUGACAUUUUUGAAAUGGUAACUGAAGAAGAUGCAGAACACGUGACAGAUGGCGUGAACCUGCAACAACAGUCACAUUCCACCACUGAGUGUACUGGCACCUUUGGACCGCAUUGCAGAUUCACCAGAGGGGAUGAGGUGUAUUCGAUGAAGAAGGAAUACAAAAUGGUAAAAGAAAAAAAAUUUGUAUGCUCCCUUGAUUUACUGCUUCAGAUCUUUCAGUCGCGAUGUCAGACACCUGGAUGCACAGCUGAAAGUCAAAUCCAGUAUCACUUCAUUGGUGUUACCGUGGUUAUCAACAGUGUUUGUUCAUAG